Pelecanus crispus (Dalmatian pelican) is the source of this 564-nucleotide messenger RNA. The record is from RefSeq and is a predicted model, not a curated record. Lineage: Eukaryota; Metazoa; Chordata; Aves; Pelecaniformes; Pelecanidae.
ACUGUACGCCAUGGUUUCCCCUAUCAACCUUCAGCCUUGGCAUUUGAUCCUGUUCAGAAAAUACUGGCCAUCGGGACUCAGACUGGAGCACUAAGGCUCUUUGGUCGGCCAGGAGUUGAAUGCUACUGCCAACAUGACAGUGGAGCUGCAGUAAUCCAGCUUCAGUUCCUGAUUAAUGAGGGAGCUCUUGUGAGUGCCUUGGCUGAUGAUACCUUACACCUGUGGAACUUACGUCAGAAGAGACCUGCUAUACUUCAUUCACUCAAAUUUAACCGAGAACGGAUAACAUUUUGUCAUCUGCCCUUCCAAAGUAAAUGGCUAUAUGUGGGCACCGAAAGAGGAAACAUUCACAUUGUCAAUGUGGAAUCAUUUACUCUCUCAGGCUAUGUCAUCAUGUGGAAUAAAGCCAUUGAACUGUCGUCCAAAUCUCACCCAGGACCUAUUGUCCACAUUAGUGACAAUCCAAUGGAUGAAGGAAAGCUUCUGAUUGGCUUUGAGUCUGGAACAGUGGUAUUAUGGGAUCUGAAGUCAAAGAAGGCAGAUUACAGAUACACACAUGAUGAG